Molecule: messenger RNA, 1785 nt
Organism: Letharia lupina
Lineage: Eukaryota; Fungi; Ascomycota; Lecanoromycetes; Lecanorales; Parmeliaceae
Exons: 3
Coding region: 1-1785 (594 amino acids)
Biological process (GO): glycosaminoglycan metabolic process; carbohydrate metabolic process
Cellular component (GO): membrane
Molecular function (GO): beta-N-acetylhexosaminidase activity
Source: RefSeq, a predicted model, not a curated record
AUGCAAAGUUACUUCAAAAAGACAGGCCCGCCCAUGUUCCUUUUGCUGGUUGGGUCUCUUUACGCCACUGCCACAAUAGGCAUAUCCGUGUGGCCUUUACCCUCUCAGUACUCAUCUGGCACCCAGCCGCUAUGGAUUGCAGAAAACGUGCAAUUCACAUAUGAGACAAUCAACAACACAACGAAAAAUAUCACCUACGGUAGUCAGACUACAAAUGAGAGUCAGCCCGCCUCCGCAUUGAGCACCAAGUUGGUUGUUGAUGCUGCCAUUGCCCGCACCAAAUAUCGCCUAUUCAACGAUAAAUUCAUACCUUGGAAAUUCCACCCGCGCAACUCUAACUUCGAACCCCCCGCGAAUGCCCUUAAGUCAUACAUAAGCGAAAUAGCUUUGGUGCAGAAUGCAUCAGAUCCGACCAAUGUCUUCAAGGCUUUAGAUGGGGAACUGGACGAAUCCUACAAUAUGGCCAUCACUCAAGAUGGCCAAAUCACUAUCACUUCCUUGACAAGUUUGGGAAUCCUCCACGCGCUCGAGACCCUAACCCAGCUAUUCUAUCAAUCUAGCAGCGGAGGAAUCUAUAUCCCAAAUGCGCCAGUAAGCAUUACGGAUGCUCCCAGGUUCGCCCACCGAGGCCUUAACUUGGAUGUUUCUCGAGCUUACUACGCUCCCUCUGACAUUAUGCGGACUAUUGACGCUCUAGCGUGGAAUAAAUUCAACCGUCUUCAUCUACACGCCAGCGACUCCCAAUCGUGGCCUCUUGAGAUACCGGCCCUGCCUGAGCUGGCGAAGGAUAGUGCAUAUAUGAACGGUCUUUCCUACAGCCCGGCCGUUUUGGCUGGGAUACAAGAGUACGGUGCGUACCGUGGGAUACAAGUAUCAAUCGAGACAGAUAUGCCAGGACACACGUCGUCCAUCGCAUUAGCGUACCCCGACCUUAUUGCAGCUUUCAAUGUGCAGCCCGACUGGGCGACCUACUCUGCGGAACCGCCUACAGGGCAACUGAAGCUCAACUCCUCCGCGGUAUACGAGUUCCUUGGCACCUUAUGGUCUGAUCUACUGCCUCGGUUGUCUCCAUACACUGCAUAUCAUCACACCGGCGGCGACGAGGUCAACGCGAACGUGUAUUUGCUUGACGAGGGCGUGCGGUCGAACAAAUCAUCCGUAAUUCAGCCUUUAUUGCAGAAACUCAUCGAUUUCAAUCAUGAACAUGUACGAGCUGCAGCUUUGACACCGAUGGUUUGGGAAGAGCAACUUCUUCAGUGGAAUUUGACGCUCGGAUCUGAUGUCGUGGUUCAGACUUGGAUGAGCGAUGAUUCUCUCGCACGCACAGUAGCCAUGGGACAUAAAGCAUUGUUUGGAAACUACAAUUACUGGUACCUCGACUGCGGCAAAGGCCAAUUCCUCGAUUUCUACCCCGCAUCUUUCCAAGAAUACUACCCUUUCACGGAUUACUGCUCGCCAACCAAGAAUUGGCGCCUCAUAUACUCCUAUGACCCUCUCUACAACAUUCCGCCGAAUUCUACCCAUCUCGUUUUGGGCGGUGAGAUUCACAUGUGGAGUGAACAAACCGACCCUGUCAUCCUGGACAGCAUGAUCUGGCCGAGAGCAUGUGCGGCAGGAGAGGUUCUGUGGAGUGGAGCCAAAGAUGCGCAAGGCAUGAAUAGGAGCCAGGUUGAGGCCAGCCCCAGGUUGGGCGAGAUGAGGGAGAGGAUGGUGCUGAGAGGAGUUGGGGCCGGCCCAGUGCAGAUGGUUUACUGUACCCAAAAUGGGACGCAAUGUGCGCUGUGA